GGAGGGGGGGGGUGUCGGAAGCGCCCGCCAUACGCAACCACGUGUUGGUUUCACCAAGGGGAGGGGUGUGUGGCGCGAGGAGGGAUGCAGAGGAUGGAAGAUAAAGAUGAUCAGCUGCAAAAUAUUCCUGGAGAUAACCAGAACUUAACAGAAAUCAAAUCUGGACGAACGUCAGAGUUAGACAGUAGAGAAGAUUUUGAGAUCCUGCAAGAUGUUGAUGACGGAAUGGAUGAUCUCCCACCUUUAGAAGAUACAGUAGGGCGAAAGAUAGAAAGCACCCAGGCAAAAGCAGCUGUUACAAACACCACUCAGCCCCAAGAAGAAUGGCUGGAUGUUUUAGGGAAUGGCCAACUGAGAAAGAAGAUUUUAGAAACUGGAUUUGGUCCUGACAGCAAACCUCAAAGAGGUCAAAAUGUUACCAUUAAUCUCAAAAUCAAUCUGACUGAUGGCUGCAAAGUAGAGGAGUCAAACUUAUCUUUUACUCUUGGCGAUGGUGAUGUUUUUCAGGCACUGGAUCUCUCUGUACAGCUGAUGGAGAUGGGUGAAAAGGCCCUGAUUGAAGCAGGACACAAAUAUGCAUUUGGGGCAUUAGGAAGUUCUAAUCCUGUUGUACCUCCCAAUGCUGAUUUAAUUCUUGAGGUGCAUUUGCUGUCUGCUGUUGAUGCCCCCGACCUGGAGCUUCUGUCUCCCUCCAAAAGAAUGAACAUGGCAAGCAAGAAAAGAGAACGGGGCAACUACUACUACCAGCAUGGAAAUUAUGCUUUUGCUGUCAACUCCUAUGGCAUUGCCCUGCAGAUAACAGAAACAAGUUCAAAAGUUGACAUAACCCCACAGGAAGAGGAAGAGUUGAUGGAUGUAAAAGUAAAAUGUCUAAACAACAUGGCUGCUGCUCAGCUCAAGAUGGACCAUUAUGAUGCUGCACUGCGUUCCUGUGUCUCUGUCUUAGCUUACCAGCCAGACAACAUCAAAGCUUUGUUUCGUCAGGGCAAGGUACUGUCUCUACAAGGAGAGUAUGCUGAAGCAAUUCGAGUUUUAAAAAGAGCUUUACAGAUGGAGCCAAGUAACAAGACCAUCCAUGCAGAGCUGUCCAAACUGGUAAAGAAACACUCAGUGCAGAAGGGAGCAGAGCAGGCAAUGUACAAGAAGAUGCUUGGAAACCCACCUGACAUUAACACUUUACAGAAACCAAGGACAAAGUCAUCAUGGACUGUCAGUUGGAAAUGGUUGUUUGGCGCCACUGCUGUUGCUAUUGGAGGUGUAGCUUUGUCAGUUGUCAUCGCUGCUAGAAAUUAAGUAGACAGAAUCUGUGCAUUCAGAAGUCUGCUGUUUUUUUAAGCUUUCCUAAAGUAGCUUGUUUUGAUGAUAAAUUAAAGGGAGUAUUUAUUUAUAUAGCAUUCCUUUGCAUUUAGAUGCAAUUGUCAAACUGUAUAUGCAUUUUUUCAUUGCAUGAAAGAUUUCUGAAUUGUGUAUGUACUAUAUAUAACCUUAAAUCCGAAAUGGGUUGAGACAUUAUAAAAAAAAUGCAGUGGUUUCUUACAUUUACUUUGAGUUUUAUUUCACUGCAGACCGUAUUAACCCAAGAUAUUUAAUGUUUUGUCUGGUAAAAAUAAUUGUAUUUUUUUAAAUACAUACAUUCCUGCAUUUUAGGUCUGCAACACAUUACAAAAAAGACUAAAUAAAACUAAAUAAUUCUAUGAUUUCACAGUUAAUGUUAACAAGUGAUUGUAGUGGUACAAAAACUGUAUUGACUAAAGGCUCAUGAGGAGCAAAGAUAAGCAGAUAUCCAGUUUGUCAACAAAUAGAUGAGAAAUGUAUUGAAAUGUUCAAAAGCUCCUCUUAGAAAGAUUGGAUGGGAUUUGCAUAUUUCUACCUCUACAGUGCAAUAAUAUCAUGAAUCUGGAGGAAUUUCAGUGCAUUAAGGACAAGAGCACAAGCCUAAGCUGAACACCACUGCAUCAAAAAUCGUCAGUCAUCAAUAGCUGAUAUAACCACAUGACCAAGGGAUUACUUUGGCAAACCUUUAUCGAGCAUUUUCACAAAUGCCACUUAAAACUUUACUUGUUAACCAUAUCCAGAUUUUUGGAAGAAAUGGCUUCGGACCAAAGCAAAAAGACCAAUCCGACUGUUAUCAGCAACAAGUCCAACAGCCAGGGUCUGUCAUAGUAUGGGGUUGUGUAACUGCCCUUGGCAAUUUUUUCAACAAGACAGUGCAAAACCACAUGCUGCACACAUCACAAAGGCAUGUGGACGAUGAGGGUAUGGAUACUGGAAUGGCCUUCCUGCAGUCCCAAAAUAUCUUGGGUUCAUACUUUUUAUUUCUAUGCACAGUUUGUGUUAAAUUACACAAUAACCUUGUUUGUUGCUGUCCACUGCACAUUUUCUGUAAGUAACCCAAUUACAUUUGUGUUUAGGUUGAUUAAAAUGAACUCGAUGUGAA
Messenger RNA from Trichomycterus rosablanca, 2437 nucleotides. RefSeq names its product FKBP prolyl isomerase 8 (gene fkbp8). The transcript has 9 exons. Gene Ontology annotation, biological process: protein folding; negative regulation of apoptotic process. The record is from RefSeq and is a predicted model, not a curated record. NCBI's taxonomy places the organism in Eukaryota, Metazoa, Chordata, Actinopteri, Siluriformes, Trichomycteridae. Gene Ontology annotation, molecular function: protein binding; peptidyl-prolyl cis-trans isomerase activity; protein folding chaperone. Gene Ontology annotation, cellular component: mitochondrial envelope; membrane; endomembrane system. The coding region runs from base 85 to 1293 and encodes 402 amino acids.